Rotaria sp. Silwood1 is the source of this 435-nucleotide messenger RNA. The record is from the annotation of a GenBank genome assembly. Lineage: Eukaryota; Metazoa; Rotifera; Eurotatoria; Philodinida; Philodinidae.
AUGACCGAUAUAUUUCUUAGUUAUGAACGAACUCAUCGAGACACCGUUCUGGAACUGAAACAAAAACUUGAAGAGAAGAAUUAUUUUUGUUGGCUAGAUGUAAUACAGAUACCGAGUAAUAAUUAUUAUUUUUGUCCAGAGAUUGAAACAGGUAUACAAAAAUCGACAGUUUUCGUUUGCUGCAUCACUAAUAGAUAUGUACAAUCGAAUAAAUGUCGACAAGAACUCAGUUUUGCUAAGCAACAGAAUAAACCAGUUAUAUUAUUAUUGAUUGAAGUAUUGAACUGGCCACCUGCACAAAUUGCAAAUUUAGUCUCAGGUCUUUCUUAUAUUGAAUUUUAUGAUACGACAUCACCUGCUAGUUCUACAACAUGGCCUUCUGAAAAAUUUGAUGAACUUCUAAAUAAAUUAAGUAAAUUGGCUCCAAAUAUUUGA